UCCGAUCCGAUCCGAUCCGACACGAAACUUUCCGAAGACGAAAGAGCACGUCUGUCUGGUCUGUCCACUUUCUUUCUCCGCUGGUCUCGAGGAAUCUUUCGAGCAUCUAUGUUGUUCGUGAUGGUUUGGGACUCAAAUCUUGGAACUCAGUUUGAUCCGACCAGCUUAUGAUUCUGUCUUUUUUCUUAGAACCCCUUGAUCCACACUGACUAAUCCCGUGUCAGUUGGUUCUGCUGGAAAAAAGUUUCCAAUUCAGUAUAUAAUGCUUGCUUGCUUCAUAGGUUUUCAUGUCGAUACUGUGUUGUGUUCCUGUACUUGAAUGUGUAUAUUGCUUGGGUUGUGCCCAUUGGUUGUGGAAGAAAUGUUUGUACACAGCAGGUCACGAGAGUGAGAAUUGGGGAUUAGCUACAUCAGAUGAGUUUGAGCCUAUCCCUAGGAUCUGCCGUUUGAUCUUAGCCGUUUAUGAGGAGGAUCUUCAUGACCCUAUGUGGGCACCUCCUGGUGGUUAUGGGAUUGACCCGUAUCAUGUUAUUCUCAAGAAAGACUAUGAUCAGACUCAAGGCCGUGUGACCCCUUACAUGAUCUACUUGGAUCAUGACAACGGCGAUGUCGUCUUGGCCAUUAGAGGGCUUAAUUUGGCUAAAGAGUGUGAUUAUGCUGUUCUGCUUGAUAACAAACUUGGACAGACCAAGUUUGAAGGAGGUUAUGUGCAUAACGGGUUGUUAAAGGCUGCCAUGUGGGUUUUCGAAGAGGAGCAUGUGGUUUUAAGGGAGCUACUCGAGGCAAACCCGAGCUAUUCGUUGACGUUUGUUGGGCAUUCGCUAGGUGCAGGGGUUGUGUCUUUGCUUGUCUUAUUUGUGAUUCAGAACCGGGAUAGGUUGGGGAACAUAGAGAGGAAGAGGAUUAGAUGUUUUGCUAUUGCUCCUCCAAGAUGUAUGUCUCUCCAUCUAGCUGUGACAUAUGCAGAUGUCAUAAACUCUAUUGUUCUACAGGAUGAUUUCUUACCUCGGACUACCACAGCUCUAGAGAAUGUCUUCAAGUCAAUUAUUUGCUUGCCAUGCUUGUUGUGUCUCACAUGUUUGAAAGAUACAUUCACAUUCGAGGAGAAAAAACUCAAAGAUGCAAGGCGUCUAUAUGCUCCUGGUAGGUUAUACCACAUCGUUGUGCGCAAGCCCUUGAGAUUAGGAAGAUAUCCACCUCUUGUGAGAACAGCUGUCCCAGUUGAUGGGAGAUUUGAGCAGAUUGUUCUCUCCUGUAAUGCAACAGCGGAUCACGCUAUCAUUUGGAUUGAAAGGGAAUCUCAGAGAGCUCUCGAUUUAAUGCUGGAAGAGGACCAAGUUAUGCAGAUUCCAGUGGAGCAGAAAAUAGUGCGCCAAAAAUCGAUUGUUGAGGAUCAUGACGAAGAAUACAGAGCAGCUAUAAUGAAGGCAACUUCUCUGAACAUCCCCAUGUCUCCAUCACCGUCUUAUGGAACAUUCCAUGAUACAGAAGAAGGAGAAAGCUCUGCAGGAUCAGGCAUGGAAGGAUCCCCGUCCCCGUGGUCUUUCAAAGGAGUGAGAAGAAAAUGGAAUCAAUUCAUAGAUUGCCGUUUUCCUGUAAAUGACGACAGUGGACAUAUGAUCUUCAAGAAAACGGAAUCUGCAGCUUUGUUGUGUGGUCAAGAAACAUGAAAAUAUCUUGUUAUAGGUGUACAUGUAGAAUCUAGGAUAUAGUUUCAGUCCAGAUAAGCAAAGUAGAUGAAAAUUUAUUAUUGAGAGAUUAAAAUUUUCUUCAUUGUUCAAGCUCUUUUUGUGCUGUUGCUAGCAAUUUCUUCUGAAAUCUCAAUGGAUACAACACUUAUAUUGUAAUAUUAUAUACACUGUUCAUUUGACAA
Camelina sativa (false flax) is the source of this 1873-nucleotide messenger RNA. RefSeq lists its product as uncharacterized. The record is from RefSeq and is a predicted model, not a curated record. NCBI's taxonomy places the organism in Eukaryota, Viridiplantae, Streptophyta, Magnoliopsida, Brassicales, Brassicaceae. Gene Ontology annotation, biological process: lipid catabolic process.